Salvelinus fontinalis (brook trout) is the source of this 1198-nucleotide messenger RNA. RefSeq names its product syntaxin-3-like. Gene Ontology annotation, biological process: intracellular protein transport; exocytic insertion of neurotransmitter receptor to postsynaptic membrane; synaptic vesicle fusion to presynaptic active zone membrane. Bases 321 to 1094 code for a protein of 257 amino acids. The record is from RefSeq and is a predicted model, not a curated record. Lineage: Eukaryota; Metazoa; Chordata; Actinopteri; Salmoniformes; Salmonidae. Gene Ontology annotation, molecular function: SNARE binding; SNAP receptor activity. Gene Ontology annotation, cellular component: postsynapse; presynaptic active zone membrane; synaptic vesicle. The transcript has 10 exons.
UUAAGGAAAUAUGAAAGGGUUGUUUUCUCCUAAUUUCCUGCACCUCUUCCAAGGUCUCAAGGUUAUGAUGUACUGGCUGUUCAUUGUAGCUUAUGUGCCCCGCAAACCUUAUUCUGUGUGGUAAUUUUUUGAAUAAAACUUUACAGUGGAUUUAAAUCACAUUGUUUCACUAACGUAAGAACCGCUAAAAAAGACUGCGAGUGUGAUUAUCUCAACACAAACGCACCACCACAACAACUCUGAUGUCUGUGUGUGUGUGUCAAUAGAAAAGUGAUGUGGCUGGGGACGAUGUGGAGAUUCCAGUGGAGAACCAAGCCUUUAUGGAUGACUUCUUCGCCCAGAUUGAGGAGAUUCGCAGCAGCAUUGAUAAGAUAGAUGAGAGUGUGGCGCAAGCAAAGAAGCUGUACUCUACCAUCCUCUCCGCCCCUACAUCAGAGCAGAAAACGCAAGAUGAUUUGGAGGCAGUCACCAACGACAUCAAGAAAGCAGCCGGCACCGCUCGCAACAAACUAAAGAGUAUCGAGAAGCAACUUGAGACAAACACAGAUGAACGGUCGUCAGCAGACAUGAGGAUUCGGAAGUCUCAGCAUGCCAUCCUGGCCAAGAAGUUUGUGGAGGUGAUGACCAAGUACAACGAGGCUCAGACGGACUUUAGAGACAAGAGCAAAGGCCGCAUCGCCCGGCAGCUGGAGAUCACGGGAAAAACAACAACCGACGAGGAGCUGGAGGAGAUGUUGGAAGGAGGGAACGCAGCCGUCUUCACCGCAGGGAUCAUGGAGUCAGGCAUAUCAAAGCAGGCGUUGAAUGAGAUUGAGGCGCGGCACAAAGACAUUGUGAGGCUGGAGAGCAGCAUCAAAGAGCUUCAUGACAUGUUCGUGGACAUUGCUAUGCUGGUGGAGAACCAGGGCGGUAUGAUUGACAAGAUUGAGAGCAACAUGGACCAAUCGGUGGGCUUCGUAGAGCGGGCAGUUGCCGACACCAAGAAAGCAGCCAAAUUUCAGCAGGAGGCCCGUAGGAAGCAGAUGAUGAUCAUGUGUUGCUGUGUCAUUCUCUGUGUCAUCGGAGGGUCCUUCCUCUACAGCUUUAUCAAAUAGGAAAUACCAUCCGGGUGAAGUUGAAGAGGAGUGUUCCAGAUUACCCCCAGUUGAACCUGGGUGGAUGGAUCAACAGUGGACACUGUCUGUCAAGAGAUACAUAC